Molecule: messenger RNA, 1915 nt
Organism: Nyctereutes procyonoides (raccoon dog)
Lineage: Eukaryota; Metazoa; Chordata; Mammalia; Carnivora; Canidae
Gene: OGFOD2
Product: 2-oxoglutarate and iron dependent oxygenase domain containing 2
Exons: 6
Coding region: 42-1166 (374 amino acids)
Molecular function (GO): L-ascorbic acid binding; oxidoreductase activity, acting on paired donors, with incorporation or reduction of molecular oxygen; iron ion binding
Source: RefSeq, a predicted model, not a curated record
GUGCCCCUCCGGAAGCCGGGGUCGGCACGCGCCUCCUCACCAUGGCGACGGCCCGGACGCCGCGGCGUUUCUGCCGCUGCGCCUGCUUCUGCACCGAGAACUUGUACGUAGCGCGCUACCGGCUCCACGUGCGCUUCCAGGGCGAGCAGCAGCUGCUCCGGGACUACGGCCGGAUCCUGCGCAGCCGAGGGUGUGUCAGCCCCAAGGACUUCCAGGAGCUGUUGGGAGAGCUUGAGCAGGAGGUAGAGCGGCGGCAGCGGCUGGGGCAGGAGUCCGCCGCCAGGAAAGCCCUCAUUUCGAGCUCCUACCACCCGGCACGGCCUGACCUCUACAACACACUGCAGGAUGAGGCUCUGGCCCCUGAGUUUUUGGCUGCAGCUGAGUACAGCGCAUCACCAGGUGCAGACCUCGAAGGCCUUCUCCAGCGGCUAGAGACGGUGUCUGGGGAGAAGCGGAUCUACCGGCUGCCCGUGUUCACAGCACCAUUCUGCCGGGCCCUGCUGGAGGAGCUGGAGCACUUUGAGCAGUCAGACAUGCCCAAGGGAAGACCCAACACCAUGAACAACUAUGGGGUGCUGUUGCAUGAGCUAGGCCUGGAUGAGCCUCUGGUGACACCACUGCGGGAGCGCUUCCUGCAGCCACUGAUGGCGCUGCUGUACCCAGACUGUGGUGGGGGUUGGCUGGACAGCCACCGUGCCUUCGUGGUCAAAUACGCACUUGGCCAGGACCGCGAGCUAGGCUGCCACUAUGAUAAUGCUGAGCUCACCCUCAAUGUGGCCCUCGGCAAGACCUUCACCGGGGGUGCCCUGUACUUCGGGGGCCUCUUCCAGGUUAGUGUGUGUAACCAAGGGGGCAGGGCCUGGGGCAGCCAGGAAUGCCCAGGCCUCAGCCCAGCUGUCUGCAGGCGCCGUCAGCCCUGGCCAGGCCCCUGGAAGUGGAGCAUGUGGUGGGCCAGGGCAUCCUGCACCGGGGCGGCCAGCUGCAUGGGGCCCGGCCCCUGGGCACAGGUGAGCGCUGGAACCUCGUCAUCUGGCUUCGGGCCUCUGCUGUGCGCAACCGCCUAUGCCCCAUGUGCUGCCGCAAACCCGACCUGGUGGACGACGACGAGGGCUUCGGUGAUGGCUUCACCCGCGAGGAGCCCACCGCUGUGGAUGUGUGCAUGCUGACUUGAGCCAGGUCGGGCCACGUGGGGGUAGCGUGGCAGGCCAGGGCUCUGCCUCCUAGGGUUGGGUGGGACAGGAAUAAACUCCCUCAGCCCUCAGGCACUUUUUGGUUCAAAAAGACACAUAAGCUUCUGUGUCAUUCUUUUGGCAGACAGGCUGUCUUAGGUCAGGUUUGUUGGAGCCUGAGACAGGGAUUCCUGGGCAGGUGGUUUGUUGAGGGAACACCUUCAGGAGGAGGAGGACAGGGUGGAAAGGAGCUAAGCCGAGAUGUAGUUUCAAAGGGCGGCCAGCCUCAGCUUAAUCCCAGGGAGUGCUCUGGGGCAUAGAUCUAGCAGUCUGUGCCUUGCAUCAGUGCGGCCACAGGGUGUGUCUGGGCUGGGGGGUGAGGAGGUGGCAGUCAGUUCCCAGACCUCCGUCUCCAGGGCAGGUGGCUCCCAGUGGCCAAGGGAACCUUCCAGAGUACAGGAGUGAGUUAGCCUUGGGCACCACGGUUGGGGUGGAGGGUGUCUGUCUAUAAAGGGAUUCAGUGAGACACCGACUAGCAACUUGCAGUUGGUGUUAAGGGCUUAAGAGCAGGGACCCUGGAGCUAGACUGCCUGGGUUCAAGUUCUAAUUCUGCUGCGUCCAGGGGUGUGAUUGUGGGGCAGCCACAUGACUUCUCUGUGCCUCAGUUUCCUCUCCUGGAAAGUACUUCUCUCCUAAAGCUGUUGUGAAAGUCAAAUGCCUUAACGUUCAUAAAGUGCUUUACAGCA